AUGCACUGGGGGGUUGGCUUUGCCUCGUCCAGGCCGUGCGUGGUGGAUCUGAGCUGGAACCAGAGCGUCUCCUUCUUCGGCUGGUGGGCCGGGUCCGAGGAGCCCUUCUCCUUUUAUGGGGACAUCAUCGCUUUCCCUUUGCAGGAUUACGGUGGGAUCAUGGCAGGGCUGGGCUCCGAUCCCUGGUGGAAGAAAACCCUUUACUUGACCGGGGGAGCUUUGCUGGCCGCAGCUGCGUAUCUGCUCCACGAACUCCUGGUCAUUAGGAAACAGCAAGAGAUUGACUCCAAAGAUGCUAUUAUUUUGCAUCAGUUUGCAAGACCUAACAAUGGUGUCCCCAGUUUAUCUCCUUUCUGUUUGAAAAUGGAAACUUAUUUAAGGAUGGCUGACUUACCCUAUCAGAAUUAUUUUGGUGGAAAACUCUCUGCUCAAGGGAAAAUGCCUUGGAUUGAAUAUAAUCAUGAAAAAGUUUCCGGGACAGAAUUCAUAAUUGACUUUCUGGAAGAGAAACUUGGAGUGAAUUUAAACAAAAACCUUGGUCCUCAUGAACGAGCCAUCUCCAGGGCAGUGACUAAGAUGGUGGAGGAGCAUUUCUACUGGACCUUAGCUUAUUGCCAGUGGGUGGACAAUCUCAAUGAGACCCGGAAGAUGCUCUCUCUUAGUGGUGGCGGUCCCUUCAGUAACCUGCUGAGGUGGGUCGUGUGCCACAUAACGAAAGGAAUCGUGAAACGCGAGAUGCAUGGCCACGGCAUUGGCCGCUUCUCCGAGGAGGAGAUUUACAUGCUGAUGGAGAAGGACAUGCGGUCUUUAGCAGGGCUUCUGGGGGACAAGAAGUACAUCAUGGGGCCCAAGCUCUCCACCCUCGACGCUACUGUCUUUGGACACUUGGCCCAGGCAAUGUGGACCUUACCUGGGACGAGACCUGAACGGCUGAUUAAAGGUGAGCUGAUCAAUCUGGCUAUGUACUGUGAGAGGAUAAGGAGAAAAUUCUGGCCCGAGUGGCACCACGAGGAUGACAACACCAUCUACGAGUCAGAGGAGAGCAGUGACGGGAGCAAGACACACACGCCCCUGCUGGAUUUCAGCUGUUACUCAAGGACAGAGACCUUUGAAGACGAGGGAGCAGAGAACAGUUUUUCCAGAACCCCAGACACAGAUUUCACUGGACACUCGCUCUUUGACUCCGACGUGGACAUGGAUGACUACACAGACCACGAACAAUGCAAGUGA
Rangifer tarandus platyrhynchus (Svalbard reindeer) is the source of this 1230-nucleotide messenger RNA. Lineage: Eukaryota; Metazoa; Chordata; Mammalia; Artiodactyla; Cervidae. The record is from the annotation of a GenBank genome assembly.